Molecule: messenger RNA, 675 nt
Organism: Peniophora sp. CBMAI 1063
Lineage: Eukaryota; Fungi; Basidiomycota; Agaricomycetes; Russulales; Peniophoraceae
Source: the annotation of a GenBank genome assembly
AUGCUUAAGAAGGUCUACGGUUUCUACGGCCUCUUCACCCUCUGCAUGCUCGCAGGGGCUGCCAUCUCCAUCGCGUUCUCCCUCGUUUUCGGCAAGAAGGACUUGUUCUUCAACAUGAUCUUCUCCGCGGAGGACCGUAUCAGCGGUAUCAUCCUCGGUGUCUUCCUCGCCAUUACCUCUGCGAUCGCCAUCCUUGCCGUUGUGCAGCGCAACCACGUCACCGGUCCUCUCGUCAUGCUCAAUUGGGUUUUGAUCGCCGACGCCGUUGCGGUUAUUGUCGUUGGUUCUCGUCUCUGGUUCUUCUCCCUGCGCCAACGCGCCGAGUUCCACACGAAGUGGGUCGAGUUGGCCCCGGCCGACCGCAUUACCAUCCAGGACAUGUUCUCCUGCUGCGGUUACUUCAUGGGCAACGAUACCGCCGAGAUUGGCGGCAAGUUCUGCACCAGCCAGGACUUCGCCAACUCACUCAACGCAACCAACACGGCUAACUUCUGUGUCACGCCUAUCACUGCGAAGACGGACUACACGCUUGAGAACACCUUCACGUCCAUCUACGCGUUCAUGGUCCCCGUCAUCGGCCUCUUCCUGGCCUCGCUGUGCGUGAUUCAGAUGCGCAACGAGAUCGAGCGCUUCAAGCGGAUCGACUUGAAGCGUGGCGGCCGUGGCUUUGUCUAA